Molecule: messenger RNA, 4974 nt
Organism: Uranotaenia lowii
Lineage: Eukaryota; Metazoa; Arthropoda; Insecta; Diptera; Culicidae
Product: transmembrane channel-like protein
Exons: 12
Coding region: 336-3911 (1191 amino acids)
Cellular component (GO): plasma membrane
Molecular function (GO): mechanosensitive monoatomic ion channel activity
Source: RefSeq, a predicted model, not a curated record
CUUCGCUGUUCAACCAAAAGGGAAAGUGUUGUGGCAAAUUGAACACUUAUAAUUUUGUUUUUCUUUCAUUCGUGGCCGGGGUUGGCUAAAAGACGGCCAUUCUAUAAGGAUAUAAAGUUUUCCAUGCACAUACAAGCUAUGAGAUAAAUAGGUUUAACACAGCAGGUGAUCAUCGUAGGAUAUCGUUACGCUAGUUGAUACCAGGCGCAUAAGUGCCUUCUUCACCUUCCUCCAUAUCCCCUCAACUGUCAGUCACAUGGGCGUACCAGCCAAAUGCAGAGAAAAAACUUGGUAAAGAUGCUGAUAGUGUUGAACUUGAUGAGAAUCGAUUGAACAUGCACCAGACAGGUUUGAGAAGAAACAGCGAAGUGUUGGAAGACGAGGAUUACUCUUCAAGCCUCAAUGCUAUCAUCAAGAGAAAAGCUAGUAUCCGCAGCAAACGUUCAACCAAGAGCUUCCGCAGAGGCUCGAGUCCGAUAAGCCAAACCAUGGGCACUUCUGCUGGGGAUCGACGAAGAUCAAGUGUAUACACCACCAGUUCUGGAGAAACUGCUAUAACAUUGGAGGACAUGAAGGAUGAAUCAAAUCAAGAUAAAAUUUUUGAAAAUAUUCGUCUUCAUAAAGAAGUUCUGCAGUCAGUCAAACUUGAGCCAUGGAGUAUGAGAAGGAAAUUAAAACUUAUCAAACAAGCAAAAAGUUAUAUAACAAGACAUGAAGGUGUUCUGCAAGAGCAUUUUACUUCACGCACUGCCAAAAGUUUACUAACUCAAUUUAACAUAUUUCUGGCAACGAAAUGGCAUCAAUUGUUGCGAGAGCUGGCCAAUCUUUCCACCUACCUUAUCCCCUGGGAAUCGAGGAUAAAAGAAAUCGAAUCACAUUUCGGAUCUGUCGUAGCGUCAUACUUUACAUUUCUCCGAUGGUUAUUCUGGGUUAACGUUGUAAUUUCCUGUUUACUUGUGAUUUUUGUUAUGAUGCCGGAAGAAAUUUACAGCGAAACUGAAAAGGUGAAAUGUGACAUGCGGAAAACGAUGUCAUACAACGAAUGCAAAUCAGCAGCCAACUUUACAACUCUUUGGGAAUUCGAAGGCCGCUUGAAAUAUUCAUCCCUUUUCUAUGGUUAUUAUUCUACAUUCUCUGGAGCCACAGCGAGGGGAUACAAUUUACCAAUGGCCUAUUUUUUGACUGGACUGGUAGUUUAUAUUUACAGCUUCGUUGCAACGUUGAAAAAAAUGGCGAGAAAUUCACGGAUGUCAAAAUUAUCUUCGAAAGAUGAUGAAUAUAUUUUUUCUUGGAAACUAUUUACUGGUUGGGAUUACAUGAUCGGACAUACUGAAACCGCACAAAACAGAACAGCAUCAAUAAUACUCGGCUUUAAGGAAGCACUUUUGGAAGAAGCAGAGAAAAAGAAAGACACCAGAAACUGGAAAAUUAUUAUGCUACGAGUUCUAGUAAAUUUUAUCAUACUCGGCAUGUUGGCCAUUUCAGCAUUUGCAGUAAUUAACGUAGUAAAGCGAUCUAUGGUUAUUAAUGAGAAAGAUUCGUGGUGGACUCGUAAUGAAAUAACAGUAGUAAUGUCAUUGAUUACGUUUUUCUUUCCCAUGAUAUUCGAAGCACUUGGUUUACUGGAAUAUUAUCAUCCCCGCAGGCAGCUUAGGAUACAACUUGCUCGCAUAAUGCUUUUAAAUCUUUUGAAUCUGUAUUCCCUAAUAUUUGCGCUCUUUGAUAAAAUUAACCACAUGACCGAAGAACUUCGAAAUAUGAAACCAACAAAUCAAACAAUAGAUGAUCAAUGUUACUCAUCCUGUGGAAAUAUGUCAAGCAUUGAAAGAAAAGCUUAUGGUGACCUUGAUAUCCCAUCAGCAUUAUACUUGUUUCAAAAUAGUUUCAGUGGCAAAAACAACUGUUACGAAGUACCCGUAGAUUGUUCUACUAGGCAAAAUAUCAACACCACAUUACUAACAACCAUGAUAAUAUUGAACAUCUCUACAACAUUUCUACCGGAAACAGAACUAAACAAUUUCCGAAGUUCUUAUUUUGAUAGUUCUACAACAGAACAAGCCAUACACUUUAUGAACUCCAACAGAUCAUUGAGUACGAACUUUGAUAACAGUUUAGAUAGCUCGACACAGGACUACGACUUCAAUUACGGUGAAGAAGACGCACAUUAUUAUCUGGAACAGCGAAUGCGGAACUUGCCAAACGAUAUUUUUGACGAUGUCCCUAUCAAUAAACGUGAUGUUAUUGGUUUGUCUUUAGAGCAAUUCAACUGGACAAAUUUCAGCACCCCAAACUAUAACGAAAACUCCACAAGUUCCGUUGAGACGAGUUCCUACAAAAUAGAUGAAACCGUCUAUUCAACUAGCUCAAACCAACAUACAACUCCUUUUAAAAGUUACGAAAACUAUUCAGAAUCUUACUACGAUGAAGACCCAGAUCACGAGGAACCGACGAAUAAUGAAACCGAACAAAGCACAAAUAUCGAAAAUGACAUUACAUCAGAGAGGUGUUUCGAGAUCAUUUGUGAAGAAACCACACCGAUUUCACGUCCAACGCAACCUUCAUACACAGAGGGCUUCACCAUCGCUGGUUCCGGAGAAUAUCAAACAGCCGAACAAGAAGUGACAACAAUCAACAGCGCCACUUUUACCACGGAUAAAUAUGCAAAACGUUCGAAAAAUAAUAAAUUUAAAAAUGCCGAUCUUCGCACGCUCUGUUGGGAAACCAUGUUCGGACAGGAGCUUGUGAAACUUACAGUUAUGGAUUUGCUUGUGACAGUAAUAUCAACAUUGGUGUUGGAUUUUUUGAGAGCCAUUUUCGUACGCUAUAUGAACAGCUGCUGGUGUUGGGACCUCGAAAAGAUUUAUCCUAAAUACGGAGAUUUUAAAAUUGCUGAAAAUAUUUUACACUUGGUCAACAAUCAAGGGAUGGUCUGGAUGGGUAUGUUUUUCUCGCCAGGACUUGCAGUGUUGAAUAUUAUUAAACUUAUCAUCAUCAUGUAUCUGCGAUCGUGGACAGUCCUCACAUGCAACGUCCCUCAUGAAGUUGUCUUUAGAGCUUCUCGAUCGAACAAUUUUUACUUCGCACUUCUGCUGACGAUGCUAUUCUUGUGCGUUCUACCCGUGAGCUAUGCGAUCGUCUUCCUGGAACCGUCUUGGCAUUGUGGACCCUUCUCGAACUCUAACCGAAUCUAUCAUCUACUUACAAAUGCUACUGACAAAAUUGUACCUGCAGCAGUUACCAAAUAUAUUGUUUCUCCAGCCGCAAUCAUUCCUUUGCUUGUGCUUCUCAUACUGAUUAUUUACUAUCUGAUUUCAUUGACAGGAUCUUUAAGAGAAGCUAAUCAGGACCUUAAAACACAACUACGCAAAGAAAGAACAGAAGAAAGAAGAAAAAUGUUCAAAAUGGCAAAAACUCAAAAUUGCAACCAAUCAGAGAACGCUAACGGUUUAUCGAAUUCGUGGCACAAGGUUCUCGACUCUACUAAAUUGAGAAUUCAUUCCACAACAAGCGAAAAUAGUGAAAAUGAAAAUACUGGAUACAAACACCGUGAAUUUUUGCAAAGAAUGAUGAAGAAAGCUUUGCUUAAAGAACAAUACAACACAAACGAAACACAACCAAGUCAAAUAUUGGCAGAAAACAUCAACGAGUCAACCAAAAAUGAUCAACCCGAUUUGUCAAACGAAAGACCAAUGGACAAAGUUGAGAGUAAGAAAUCUCGCCACAAAAAAUCCUCGGCUAUUCUGUGCAACGAAAACGAUCUUGCAAAGAAGACAACGAAAUUCUCAGUUUUAAGGAGUAAAACUGAAACCUCAGAAUGGGUUGAAAAAAUACCAGUCAUAACAAUAAGUAAAACAUCAAGUGAAGAAUGUGUUAUUGAUUCAGACGUUGAUGAUCCUGGUGAAAAUAUGUAAGAAAGUGUAUUGCUUCAUAAUACUCAUUUCACCAAUCGAAUUCAGUUGAAGUGUAGGAGGAUAGUAUUGAUUGGAAUUUGCAUUGGAAAAAUAUAACUCUAUAAAUCAUAGGUCAACCGCGAAAUUUGAGCCCAAUCGGACAACGUUAAGGGUUUGAGCAACGAGCCUGAAUUCUGUAUGAAAUUUAAGAAAAAUUUAAGUUCGGGAGAAGCAACUAAAACUAGAUUCCAUUAAUCAUUUUGUUCUUUACAUAACACAACAAAGGAGGAUAAAAUCGUCUUUUUUUAUGACGAAUUAUCAAUCAUUUUAUGUUCAGUAUGUACAUAUCAUCCAGCUUUUUGUAAUCAUAGCUUUUUGCAUAAUUUGGCUCUUAAGAAUUUCAGGCUAUCUUCGAACCGACAUCACCUUAAUUGAAAACCCGUUUAGGGUGAAAUGUUUAUCAUAAUUUAAGUUUGAAGGAAAAAUCAUUUUCAAAAGAAAUUGGCUGGUAAUGAAAAAUGCUUUUGGUGAAAAACCAUUUUUUAAUGCUUCUCCCAAAAAAAAGUCUCAAGCUUGUAGAGCAACCCCUUCUUGUUGUCCUAUCGGGCACAAAUUUAAGUUUGAAGGAAAAAUCAUUUUCAAAAGAAAUUGGCUGGUAAUGAAAAAUGCUUUUGGUGAAAAACCAUUUUUUAAUGCUUCUCCCAAAAAAAAGUCUCAAAAAUUCAAGCUUGUAGAGCAACCCCUUCUUGUUGUCCUAUCGGACACAAAUUUAAGGGCACGCCAAUGAUCAAUUUCCUCCCUAAUGGAGCUUUUACGAUAACCUGACGUGGUCGAGAAGCAACGUUGCCAUUCUAAUUGCUAGCACAAUUGUGAAUAUUAAUCAAAAUAAUAUUGAUCUACUUCGAAGGGAAGUUUUUGCUUGACUGGAAUAAAAUGUACUAACUUAAAACACGUUUUGUCAUAUACGGAAGAAAUUCAAAGGAGAUCAUGUAACUAUGACUAUGAAUACCUUGAUUAUUUAUGUUAAAAUAUUUUAAAGGGAUUUCUACUCUAUAUUGAUCUACUUUGAAGGGAAGUUUUUGCU